This is a messenger RNA of Rhincodon typus (whale shark), 4057 nucleotides long. It is a transcript of the gene ano11, whose product is annotated as anoctamin 11. Gene Ontology annotation, cellular component: plasma membrane. Gene Ontology annotation, biological process: chloride transmembrane transport. Bases 1 to 2709 code for a protein of 902 amino acids. Lineage: Eukaryota; Metazoa; Chordata; Chondrichthyes; Orectolobiformes; Rhincodontidae. The record is from RefSeq and is a predicted model, not a curated record. The transcript is spliced from 23 exons. Gene Ontology annotation, molecular function: protein dimerization activity; chloride channel activity.
AUGGUUUACAACGCAAAGGAAUUGCAGACCAACAUGAACAUGCUGCAUAAAGCUGAGUCUACCAGCCUUGAAGCCUUGCUUCUAAAGAACCAAGCCAUUGUGUCCAAAACUACCUCUCUCAGCAGGUUCUGUUCUCUCAGCUCUCCAUUGACAAUGCCAAAAGAUUGGCUAAAGGAAGAGAUAAGGGUCUCAGCCUGGUUUCUCAGCAGGUCUCAGCCUGGUCUCCCAGCAGCUUGUUGUGGGUCCCAGCCUGGUCUCUUUGUGGCUCAUGAUUUUGUGCUUGUUUGGGAGGUGAAAAAGAAAAGGUCAAAAAGGCAGAAAGUGAGGUCCACAUAUCAGGAAAUGGAAAGAGAAGAAAAAGAUACAACAAAAAUGAACUUGUACAACAGACAUGAAAAAUGGAGAAAGAAAUUUGUGAAAAAUUUACAGAAUGCAGGGCUUUUGAUGGAGAAGGAUGUAACUAUCAGUGAGAAGAAGUGUAUCCAUUACCUGAAGCUGAGUGCCCCCUGGGAUGUACUGGUGUAUUAUGCUGAAGAGUUGUCGCUGAGGGCUCCCCUACAGGCUCAGCCCAACCCCUGCAUGAAUACGUCUGAGGCAAUCCUGAGAAAGCUCCGUAUUCCCAACAUAAUGACUGAGAAUGUUCCCAACAGGCCAGUGGAUUAUUACACCUGUCCUUUCCGUAAAUCCAAGCUGGACAAGUUUUUGGGAAGCAGUAAUCAUGAGACAUACUUUACUAACACACAGAGGCAUCGGAUUGUUUAUGAAAUUCUAGCCACAACAGUGUACGGGAAAAGGAAGAGAACACAAAUUGGGAUUGAUCGCUUGCUAAAUGAAAACAUCUUUGCAUCUGCUUUCCCACUCCAUGAGGGCCCCUAUGAAUUACCAGAGUAUGAAGUACCUCCAGAAAGUCUGAAUCCAAGACAAAGUUUGUAUAAGUAUUGGGCUCGUUGGUCCCAGUGGUAUAGAUAUCAACCACUUGAUCACAUCCGAGAGUACUUUGGAGAAAAGAUUGCCAUUUACUUUGCUUGGCUGGGUUUUUACACAACUUGGCUUCUCCCUGCUGCUAUAGUUGGGACAUUAGUCUUCAUCUCUGGGCUAAUGUCAAUGAAUACAAGCAAACCAGCAGAAGAGAUUUGUAAUAGCAGCAACCUGUAUCUCAUGUGCCCUCUCUGUGACACUUGUGAUACCUGGAAUAUUUCAGAGAUCUGUUCCAUGGCUAAACUUGGUUACCUCUUUGACCAUCCUGGCACAGUCUUCUUCAGCAUCUUCAUGUCUUUCUGGGCAGUGACCUUCUUGGAAUACUGGAAACGGAAGAAUGCUACUCUGGCACAUCACUGGGAUUCCGUGAACUUUGAGGAAGAGGAGGAACGUCCCAGACCUGAGUUUGCUGCAAGGGCACCAAUGAUGGAACAGAAUCCAGUCACUGGAAUCAAGGAACCAUAUUUCCCUGAGAAAGACCGCCUAUCCCGAAUCAUCACAGGAUCGAUGGUUAUCAUAAUUAUGUUGUUUAUAGUGAUGAUUUUCCUGGUGACCGUGAUCAUGUACCGUGGGAUUAUCAGUGUGAUGAUGUACCACACAGGCAACGCUAUCCUAAAGACUCAGGCUGAAAACAUAGCGAAUAUCAGCAGCUCCUUAGUAAACCUUAUUCUCAUCCUGCUCAUGGGCCAGGUCUACACUUCGCUGGCAGAAAAACUCACCAGAUGGGAGAUGCACCGCACACAGACGCAGUUCGAAGAUGCAUUCACAUUUAAAGUGUUUGUGUUCCAGUUUGUUAACUUCUAUUCCUCCCCAUUCUAUGUGGCAUUUGUCAAAGGAAGGUUUGUGGGUUAUCCAGGACAUUAUGGAAAGCUGUUUGGGAUGAGAAAUGAGGAUUGUGGCUCAGGAGGAUGUCUGAUUGAACUCGCUCAGCAACUUUUCAUAAUCAUGGUGGGGAAACAGAUAAUCAGCAACAUUGAGGAGUUUGCUAUCCCGAAGCUAAAGGCCUGGUGGCAGAAUCGAAAACUGGCCAUUGUCAGGGGCUCUCAGAUCUGUCAAGAGCCCAAGCGAUGGGAGGUUGACAAUGAACUCAUUCCACCUGAAGGCUUGAUUGAUGAGUAUCUAGAAAUGGUCCUACAGUUCGGUUUCAUCACUAUCUUUGUGGCUGCCUUUCCACUGGCUCCUCUUUUUGCUUUACUUAAUAACUGGGUGGAGAUUCGUCUAGAUGCUCAGAAGUUUGUGUGUGAAUACCGGAGGCCAGUGGCUGAGCGUGCUCAGGACAUCGCAGUCUGGUUCAAUAUCCUCGAAGCGUUGGCUCAGCUUUCGGUCAUUAUUAACGCCUUCCUGAUUGCAUUUACAUCUGAAUUCCUGCCCCGCCUACUCUAUCAAUAUGAAUACAGUGUUCACUUGGACGGAUACAUAAACUUUACAUUAGCAUAUGCUCCCAACACCUAUGUGCAAAGCAAUCAUACCAUGUGCAGGUACAAAGCAUUCCGUGAUCCAGAUGGAAAUCUCACACUGUUCUACUGGAAGCUGCUGGCUGUUCGACUUGGAUUUAUCAUUGCCUUUGAGCAUGUGGUGUAUUUUAUUGUCCGUACUAUUGACUGGAUAGUACCGGAUAUUCCAGAAUUCCUUGAGAUGAAAAUGAAACGGGAGCGGUAUCUGGCGAAGCAGGCAUUAGCAGAUAACCAGGAUGUUUAUCUGUCGGAAGCGUUAUAUCUGACAGAACCGUAAGCCAGCAAGUAGCAGCUAGGCCCCGUUCUGGGGAAAGGAGCUCACUGGCUGAAUCACCUGAAAAUAGCCCACUAAGCUGUUCCCAUGGCAAUAGGUGAUGUGGGGAUGAAGUCGCAGGAUGAUGGUAUUGAUUCACUCGUACAAGUCAAUGCUUUUGGUUCGGCAUCUGCUGCAGAUGUGGCAUUUUAUACCCUAACCAGCUGCCUGUGCAUGGCUGUGCAGCAUCUCUGUUUUAGCGAUGGAUACAAGCGUCAAGAUUGGCCUGUUCCGCUCUCCCUCCUCCAAACACCCAACAGUGCUAAGGAUUGAAAAUACAUUGUGUGCUGACUGACAUUUCCCUUUUCCUGAACAAAGUGGCUCUCUCUUGUUACUGUCCUGAACAUAUCCAGGUCCACGCUGAUGGGCUGUUCCUUUGUGUUCUCCUUGAUGCGUUAGCACUGUCACCCACAACAUUAACUCCAACUGAUUGAAGUAUAAGUGUGACAGUAUAGCAUAAAAUAUGCAACUUUUUGCCACUACAUCCUUAAACUUUCAAGGCCUGUGCGUGACUAGAAAUGCCCUGGUCAUGAAUCCGGAAAAGGAUGGAGCUCCUCAAAGACGAUGUCAAUCCUACUAAUAAGGUGAGGAAGCAGACUGUGUCAAGGAGCUGACCAGACACAGUGAGGACACAGAUUUACACUCCAGCUACCAAAAGAGCCCAAUUUGGAAAUGCCCCGAAUCCCUCUAUCUAAUUCCAGAACAGGUAGACGCAGGCAUUUAAGGCAUACAUAUGUUUUUGGACCAUGCACAAAUGCACAUGAACGUGUUGCCAGUUGCUUGAACUGUGGAGGAACUUUUCUGUUCAGCUGUAAGCCUUAGUUGAGCCUUGCUGGGCUGGUAUCUACAAGCCGAACAAGAAAGCAACACAGCUCUGCCCUGCUUGGAAACAUGACGACAGGAAGACCAAACCAUUUGAAUAUAUAUCACUGCUACUUUGCCUUCUUACUGUGCAUCAAUCACAAAAGUAAAAGAGUUGCUCAAUAAAGAAUAUAGAUCCAAACGAUAUGUGACCUGAACUUGCUCCUCACUGCAUUUUUGCUUGGUAGAGAUCUGUAUUCUCAGUAACAGUAUUUAAUCUAAAAACGCACAUGUAAAACUUGUCAUUUGGCUCCCAUAUCUCUACUCUGCAUCUAUUACAACCUUUCUUGUCUCUCUCUGUCUCUCUAUUUUAUCAAAACUACUACAACUGAUCCUCAUUUGAACUUGCUUAUUUUGUUCCAAACAAAAACAUAAAUUGCUGGAAAAGCUCAGCAGGUCUGGCAGCAUCUGUGGCGAGAAAUCAGAGUUAAUGUUUUGGGUUGCGUGAUCC